AUGACAGAUCCUAUUGCACCACACAGUCCCUCUAUUUCAGCCUAUAUGAGUGCACAUGAAGCUACGAACCUUGCUUAUGUAAGAUACUUUGGUAAAGUAGAUCAGGCAACCAAGGCUACCUUCAAGAGUAUCAGUUCAACUCAGUUUACAGUCGAGUACACAACACCUGAUGGUACAGAAGGAACGGUAUCUAUUCCAUUUAAGACACCAUUGACGAAACGAGAAGAUAUUCGACCUGUAUUAGAGAGUAUGGCUAAAGAAGCUGAAAAUGCAUUAGGAUUACCAAGCUCACUAUCGGGUCCACCACCUUUAAAAGCAAUUGCAAAGGCCAUGAUGGCAUCCGUUUAUACUCCAUCUGAACCUUUGGUGCCCUUGAACAGCUUCUAUUUACCUCGACCUGCUACCAUGAUAUCCGUUGGUUUAGCUUUAGGCACUGUUGCCCUUCUGGCAUACUCAUCAGACGCAUAUCUCAAACGCCAAUUCCCUGCUCAGGUCAUGGAAAUACGUAAUACGAUUGGUCAGAAGCAACUUAGGUCGAUCAUGAAUGUCACCAUUGCUAUCCAUACACUUGAAACAAUCUACACGUUCAUGACCUGUUGGCGCAGAGGAUGGUAUGGACCGAUCAAUACUGUCAAAUGGUUAAUGAGUACUUUUAUCUUUGGAUUUGGAUCUCUUCAGCAAUUAAAGCAACAUGCAAAGGACGUGUAUAGUUUCAAGAAUGAAUAA
Messenger RNA from Rhizopus microsporus ATCC 52813, 726 nucleotides. RefSeq lists its product as uncharacterized. The transcript is spliced from 3 exons. NCBI's taxonomy places the organism in Eukaryota, Fungi, Mucoromycota, Mucoromycetes, Mucorales, Rhizopodaceae. Bases 1 to 726 code for a protein of 241 amino acids. The record is from RefSeq and is a predicted model, not a curated record.